AUGCACAUAGGCCAGCAUAAUGUGACGCCUCCAGCAGCAUCUUUGUCUUCAAUAUCGGGAUCGUGGCGCCUGACAAAAUGGCUGAAGUUUGUGUCGUUGGUGGUUCUCGUCAUCAGUCUCACAUCCAUUGUGAGAGUCGAGGCACAGACGCCAGGCCAGAUCAAAGCGUUGAAGAAGGAAGUUGAAGAUCUUUUUUAUCAUGGAUACGAAAAUUAUAUGGCCCAUGCGUUUCCUGAAGACGAACUGCGACCUAUUUCCUGCAAACCCCUGACGCGCGACCGCGAGAAUCCGGCUCACAUCGAAGUCAACGACCCUUUAGGGAACUACUCUUUGACGCUCAUAGAUAGCUUAUCAACACUUGCUAUCCUGGCUUCUAGUCCCUCCUCGCCGAAAUAUAAUAAAGCCUUACACUUGUUCCAGGACGGUGUCCGGAGUCUGGUCGAGCAAUACGGCGAUGGCACUGAUACCGAGGCCGGCCAAGGUCUAAGAGCUCGAGGGUUUGACUUGGAUAGCAAAGUUCAGGUCUUUGAGACUGCGAUACGAGGACUAGGUGGCCUGUUGAGUGCCCACUUGUUCGCCACGGGAGACUUGCCUAUACGUGGAUACUCUCCGGUAACAAAGGAGACUGUCAUUGCACAAAAGUCGCCAAAAAGCUUCACCAGCAAUCAUACUCGUGUCAUAUUAUGGGAGAACGGCUUCAAGUAUGAUGGUCAACUGCUUAGACUGGCGUACGACCUGGGAAACCGUUUGAUCCCUGCAUUUUGGUCGUCAACUGGAAUACCGUAUCCUCGCGUCAAUCUUCGCACCGGCAUCCCGUUCUAUACAAACUCUCCUCUCAAUGUCGGUACAGAAAGUGAACAAAGUGGUCCUCGUCAGAGUGCGCCAGAGAUCACCGAAACGUGUAGUGCCGGUGCUGGAAGUCUCGUCCUUGAGUUCACUGUUCUGAGUCGCUUGACUGGAGACAGCCGCUUUGAAGAGCUUGCGAAGCGAGCUUUCUGGGCUAUUUGGAAUCGACGAAGUGGCCUUGACCUGAUCGGAAGUGGUAUCGAUGCUGAAACAGGACACUGGAUCGGUACCUGGACCGGCAUUGGUGCGGGCAUUGACAGCUUCUUUGAGUAUGCCUACAAAUCCUAUGUACUGCUUUCUCGAGAUGCGCAUCCCGAUUAUGUAACACCGAUGGAGGCCGAAGAUCCACGUGUACUGUUUGAGGCUCUACCACUAGAAGAGGAUACGUCGCAAGCCUUUCUCGAGGCUUGGAACGCUGCUCAGGCUGCAAUUCGACGGCACCUCUACAGAGGCCCUAAUUACCAGCAUCCCCACUAUGUUCAGGCCGACUUGAUCACAGGUGCUGCCAGAGGGUUCUGGAUCGACGCACUCAGCGCCUUCUAUCCUGGGUUGUUGACAAUGGCAGGCCACGUGGAAGAGGCUGUCGAAACGCAUCUUCUUCAGACUGCGCUCUGGGACAGGUUCUCUGCUCUCCCGGAGCGCUGGAGUCUGGUCACUGGAGGUAUCGAGGGCGGAUUGGGCUGGUGGGUUGGCCGGCCCGAGUUUAUCGAGUCGACGUACUACCUGUACCGUGCCACUGAAGAUCCAUGGUACUUCCACGUCGGAGAAAUGGUUCUUCGGGACAUCAAGCGUCGUUGCUGGACCAAGUGCGGCUGGGCCAGCAUUCAGAAUGUCUUGACGGGCGAACAGACGGAUAGAAUGGAGAGCUUCUUCUUGGGCGAAACCGCCAAGUAUCUGUUUCUCCUUUUCGACCCCUCUCAUCCCCUCAACCACCUAGACGAACCCUUCGUGUUCACGACAGAGGGUCAUCCGCUACUGAUUCCUCGCAGUGUAGAUAAUGGUCAUCACCAAGGCAAGCUCUGGAACCCCGUCCCUCAAGAGGAGGCUACCUGUCCUGUCAGUCCACCGCCACUGCCCUUCAGCAUCUCCAAUAUAGCUGCAAGAGGGGACGUGUACCAUGCUGCCAACCUUGCCAGAUUACAUCUGAUGCCGACGAGAGAUAAUGUAGAGUCGGUGCUUGGAGAGUACGCUGCUGAUCAUCCAAGUAUCACGCUCUCAGACAUCAGCUCUCCGUCCAAUUACACCUACUACCCGUGGACACUGCCAACGGACUUAGUACCCUUCAACGCCACCAGUUCUCUUAUCCCGACAAAGCCUACACUUGACAUAUCAUUUCCCGCAAUCACAAAUCUAGGUCAACCUACGCCGCCGCUCCAGCGCGUCAAAGAAGGAAUCCUGAUCAAUUACAUUGGAGGGCUCCGUCUCGGGAUGGUGCGAGAUGUCCCCAUUCUACUGGGUACCGGCAUAGUUGAGGCGUUUCGCAUUCAAACAAUCAAUAAUCUCCCUCUGGGCAAAGAUGAGAAAGUGUUUCUGGCUCGCGACACCGGAAAAGAAAGCUUGAGUAACACCGAUCCUAACUUUACACGCAUUCGAGAUGCAGUCAUGCUGGAUAUUGUGAUCGAGCUCUCCGGUCCCAUCGAGCCGGAAGACAUGCAGGUCAAUACAACCGAUGAAACAUACUUCCUUAGUCUUCGUGACCUCGAAAGGCAAUCUGCGGAAUCCGACAGCGCAAUGCGAGCGGCCUGGAACGCCAUCGUCUCGCAAAUCUCAAACCUCCUCAAAGACCACCAGCCUCAGCCGUCGUGGCCGUUUACCACUCCUCUUUCGAUCCGCUCCACCUCAACGUCACAGCAGCAAGCGGCUUCUUCAUCAUCUGAAAACACGCCACGUUAUCACCUCGCAGCAGUCACGCCCACGGGUCCCGGCGCUGCGCCGUUGCCGGACUGGCCUGAAGUCAUGAGCAUGACGGCCGCUGGCUCGCAAUCGCCUCCGCUGUCGUGGACCACGGUCUACGCAACCGACGAUCUGUGCAACCAUAAAUUACCAGCCCACGUCGUAAAGACGCAUCAGGUCCUCGUGGUCAAACGCGGGGGGUGCAACUUCAGUGCCAAACUCGCCAACAUUCCUACCUUUACGCCCUCGGCGCAUUCUCUCCAGCUCGUCAUUGUCGUCUCCUACGGCAGUGACCGAGUUUCCGAGGACGAGGACCCAGUUGGCGGUGGAGGCGGCGGCGGCGGUUUCGACGACGAAGAGCAUCAACUGGUCAGACCGCACCUCGAUCAGCCGCAGCGCACACCUGCUGGGUUGCCACGACAUAACCCGAUACCCAUGGUUAUGGUCGGCGGUGGCAAGAACGUAUAUGACGCUUUGGCUACGAAAACAGUGGGCGUCGGUGUCAAGAGACGGUACCAUGUUGAGACACAGGGCGUCAGGAUCACGAAUCUGAUCAUCGUAUAG
Molecule: messenger RNA, 3303 nt
Organism: Exophiala spinifera
Lineage: Eukaryota; Fungi; Ascomycota; Eurotiomycetes; Chaetothyriales; Herpotrichiellaceae
Exons: 1
Coding region: 1-3303 (1100 amino acids)
Biological process (GO): mannose trimming involved in glycoprotein ERAD pathway; endoplasmic reticulum mannose trimming; carbohydrate metabolic process
Cellular component (GO): endoplasmic reticulum; membrane
Molecular function (GO): calcium ion binding; mannosyl-oligosaccharide 1,2-alpha-mannosidase activity
Source: RefSeq, a predicted model, not a curated record